This is a messenger RNA of Psilocybe cubensis, 1479 nucleotides long. RefSeq lists its product as uncharacterized. The coding region runs from base 1 to 1479 and encodes 492 amino acids. Gene Ontology annotation, cellular component: phosphatidylinositol 3-kinase complex, class III, type II; phosphatidylinositol 3-kinase complex, class III, type I; phagophore assembly site. The transcript is spliced from 6 exons. Lineage: Eukaryota; Fungi; Basidiomycota; Agaricomycetes; Agaricales; Agrocybaceae. The record is from RefSeq and is a predicted model, not a curated record. Gene Ontology annotation, biological process: cellular response to nitrogen starvation; late endosome to vacuole transport; autophagy.
AUGAGUUUUGGACCUGUGUGUCAACAAUGUAAAGAACCCCUUCAGAUAGACGGCUCACUCAUAGACCUGGCACCGUCAGCGUAUGAUAUGAUUGUCGCUUCUUUGCCUUCUUCCUCGACACCGAUAUCGACAUCCAACAAAGUCCUAGAACAAUCUGACACGGGACAAGGAUCGCCAUCAAAAGCAGCGUGGCACCAUGCUAAAUCAUCUAGUAAAUCCUUCGGGAGUAACCUAUCUUCUCGUGCUCAAGGGAAACAAGCGCAACGUAGUACCCCUCUUCCAAAUGAAUCGUUCGUCCUACUGCAAGACAGCAUUAUUCGGAACAUUCCCUCACCAAUCCCAUCGCCAACACGAACCAGGAGAAGCACAACUAUUAAACCCAAGUCCACCCCUACAAAAACAGUCGCGAGAAACGAACCGCAAUCUCGAACACAGGAACAGGACCAUGCCGAUCCAUCACCCUUAUCGCAUCACCUACGCUCGACCGCUCGUUUAUUCAACCUAUUAUCUACGCGAACUGACAUUGAUCACCCUCUUUGCGCAGAGUGUACCCAAAUCCUUUUGACAAACCUGCAGCGGAAGUUGGAUGAAACAAAGAAGGAGAGAGACGGUUAUAUUGCCUUCGAGAAGGAGGUUCGCAAAGAAAAAGAGAAGGAAGCUCAGACUCCUUUCUCAAAGGAGGAGACCGAACGGAGGAUAGAAAGGCUGAAACAGGAGGAAGCCAUCGCCAUUGAGCAAUUGAAAGAAGCUGAAAGGGAAAGGGAACAAUUGGAUUUUGAAUUGCAACAGCUAGAGACAAGCGAGAAGGCCCUUGAACUUGAAGAAGCUGAAUUUUGGCAAUCAUACAACGACCACACCUUAGGUUUAGAACAUCAAGCUUCACAGCUAGCGGCUUUGCGAGCAGCAUAUGUUUCUGGAGUUGCCACACUGGAGAAACUUGAGAGAACUAAUGUUUACAACGACGCGUUUUGCAUUGGUCAUGACGGAGUAUUUGGAACGAUCAACGGUCUUCGUCUCGGACGAGUUCCUGGGAUACCAGUUGAAUGGGCGGAGAUCAACGCUGCUUGGGGCCAAACACUGCUUCUCCUUUACACCAUUGCCCGCAAGCUUGACUACACCUUCGAAAAUUACCGUUUAGUUCCGAUGGGAUCUUUUUCCAGGAUUGAAAAAACAACAGGGGACAAGGCCAACUAUGAGCUAUACGGAUCUGGGGAUCUGCACUUCGGAAGGCUGCUGCAUAACCGCCGGUUCGAUAUAGCAAUGGUGGCUUUUCUUGACUGUUUGAAGCAUUUGAUGGAUCAUGUUAAGUCGCAGGACUCUACUGUCGACUUCCCUCAUCAGAUAUCAAAGGAUAAGAUAGGCGAUGUUUCUGUUAAGCUCCAGUUUAACCAAGAGGAAGCGUGGACGCGAUCGCUUCGACAUGUUCUCCUGGCCCUUAAAAUCUGCCUUAAAUGGGCAACCAAUGGCGCUAACGGUUGA